Molecule: messenger RNA, 1903 nt
Organism: Cuculus canorus (common cuckoo)
Lineage: Eukaryota; Metazoa; Chordata; Aves; Cuculiformes; Cuculidae
Gene: BTBD17
Product: BTB domain containing 17
Exons: 3
Coding region: 188-1639 (483 amino acids)
Molecular function (GO): protein binding
Source: RefSeq, a predicted model, not a curated record
GUCCGGAGUCAGGGUGGGAUGGAUGGGGGCUGGAAGCUGUUCCCUUGGUAACAGCCGGUCCUAGUUUCCACCAAUCGAUGUGGCGGUGCGGGUGCGCGGGCUGGGAGGGCUCGUGGCCUACAUAAGCGCCAGGCGGACACCGCACGCCUGUGCUGAGCCGAGACCCGGCAGAUGCGCUUGCGAAGCCAUGACCAGGCUGACGGGCACCCGGCCCGUGGCCGUCUGCCGCUGGGGCUGCGCCGCUGCUGCCUUCCUCCUCCUCCUCCUCACCGUGCAAGCCGCCCACAAAGCCGACCUUAGCAGCGAAGCCACGGCAGCCACCAUCAACCACUCGCCAACGCUGCUGCAGAGGCUGCAGGAGCUUCUGCAGAACGGCAAUGGCAGCGACUCGGUGUUGCGGGUACGCACGGCUGCCUCUGAUGAGGCCAAGGUCUUCCACACUCACCAGCUGCUGCUCAGCCUCCAGAGCGAAGUCUUUGAGAGCCUUCUACGCAACCAGAGUGUCAUCACCCUGCAUGAGCCGCCCGAGACUGCUGCGCUCUUUGAGAAGUUUAUCAGGUACCUGUACUGCGGGGGUGUCUCCAUCCUGCUGCACCAAGCCAUCCCCAUGCACCAGCUGGCCAGCAAGUACCGGGUGUGGGGGCUGCAGCGUGGUGUAGCCGACUACAUGAAGACCCACCUGGCCAGCGAGUCGAGCCAGGGCCAUGUGGUGGGCUGGUACCACUACGCCGUGCGCAUCGGCGAUACGGCACUGCAGGAGAGCUGCCUCCAGUUCCUCGCCUGGAACCUCUCGGCUGUACUGGGAAGUGCUGAGUGGGGCUCGGUGAGCGUGGAGCUGCUGCUGCUGCUGCUGGAACGUUCCGACCUGGUGCUGCACAGUGAGCUGGAGCUCUACGCUGCCGUGGAAGGCUGGCUGAACCACCGGCAGCCCGAGGAUCCCGUGGCUGAACGUGUUCUGCGUGCCAUUCGCUACCCCAUGAUUGCACCCAGCCAGCUUUUCCGGCUGCAGGUGCAGUCACCGGUGCUGACGCGGCACUACAGCGCGGUGCAGGACCUGCUGUUCCAGGCUUUUCAGUUCCACGCUGCCUCCCCCCUCCAUUUCGCCAAGUAUUUUGACGUCAACUGCAGCAUGUUCCUGCCCCGCAACUACCUCGCCUCCAGCUGGGGCUCCCAGUGGGUCAUCAACAACCCAGCACGGGACGACCGUAGCACCAGCUUCCAGACCCAGCUGGGUCCCAGCAGCCACGAUGCCGGUAAGCGAGUGACUUGGAACGUCCUCUUCUCGCCGCGCUGGCUGCCCGUCAGCCUGCGUCCUGUCUACUCGGACUCAGUCUCAGGCGCCAUCCAGCCGGUGCGCAUAGAGGAUGGUCGCCCGCGGCUCGUCAUCACCCCGGCCACGAGCAGCCCUGACUUUGCCGGUGUCAGCUUCCAGAAGACGGUGCUGGUGGGCGUGCGGCAGCAGGGUCGCGUCUUGGUGAAGCACGCCUACAGCUUUCACCAGAGCUCGGACGAGGUGACAGAUUUCCUCGUCCACGCUGACCUGCAGAAGCGCGCCUCUGAGUACCUCAUCGACAACUCCCUGCACCUACACAUCAUCAUCAAACCUGUCUACCACUCCCUCAUCAAGGUGAAGAAGUAAUGAGGCAGAGCUGGGUCCCGCAGCCAGACUGGUCCCAGCCCCACGAUUUGGGGCUCACACUUACUCCUCCUGCUCAUAGGUAGAUGGAGGUCUCUGUGCUGAGGGGCCCCAGGGUUGCUCUCUGCUGCCCACCCCUCCCUGAUUGUCCCCCUGCCACAUCCUUAUCCCCAUUGCUGUCCCUGGGUGCCUGCGGGGAAUUAGGGACGGGGGACACUGGGAGCCCCCCAGCCCUGUGUGGUUGGUGCAGGAGAUAAAACGUUCAGC